Messenger RNA from Clupea harengus (Atlantic herring), 1723 nucleotides. RefSeq names its product small nuclear RNA activating complex, polypeptide 1a (gene snapc1a). The record is from RefSeq and is a predicted model, not a curated record. Gene Ontology annotation, cellular component: snRNA-activating protein complex. NCBI's taxonomy places the organism in Eukaryota, Metazoa, Chordata, Actinopteri, Clupeiformes, Clupeidae. Gene Ontology annotation, molecular function: sequence-specific DNA binding. Gene Ontology annotation, biological process: snRNA transcription by RNA polymerase II; snRNA transcription by RNA polymerase III.
ACUGAAUUCAUUAUAAUUGUCUGUAGGCCUACAUGAGAGGCUGUGUGCUGCUGUGAUGAUUCCAUUUUCCCAAAUGACUAAGGAUUUUUUCCUAAGGGAGACGAUAAAGGGUAAUCCUAACUAAUUAUAUAGUUAUUGAGAUCAGCAGUAUUUGUAUGUAUUACUAUUAUAUCCGCAGCGGUCUAAAUGCUGUGCUCUGACAUCAAAAUUAAAUUUUACCUUGAGAGGAGAAAACAAACUACCUGGACCUCUAGCAUCCAAAAAGUCAGAACAAGGAUUUGUCUGAUAGCCCUAACCCGUAACACCAGACGAGUAAUUAGAGUCUCCUUAAUGGCUUCACGGAAACAGGUGUUCUAAACGCCAACGGUUCAACUUGUUUGCGAGGCAGAUCUGCUCAGUAGUCCAACACUGACACCAUGCCAGAAGUAAAGAGCACAGAUCACUACUUGCCACCGCUGAGAGAGGACUUUGAGGGACUGUUGGGCCGUUUCCAGCUGACCGAAAGUGUGCGAUAUGAGCAUUUCGCUCCGAUUUGGAGAGAAAUGAACCUCUCAUCUAUUCACUAUGGCAUACCUCAAUCCAACGAGAAGAGGCUCUUCACCAAACAGGCUUUGUCUUCAGCCUAUCCAUAUUUACUGCCUCCUUACAACUUCCAGAUCAGAGUGGGAGGGCUGUACCUGCUCUAUGGCUUGUAUAGCUCUCAGCUAGCUUGGCCGCGGGAAAAGAUUUGGGUAGCUCUGAAGGACUGGGAUAACAUUCAGGAGUUUAUCCAGAAUGCGUGGGAAGGACAGCACUUGGAUGUGGUCUAUGUUUACUGGAGGCUUCAGUCCGGGAAGGCCUUCCUGUACAGUGCUAUGCCUGUUCCGUUGCUUUUCGAAAAGAGGCGCCCCGUCCCAAAGCCGCAAGGGCAAGAAUUGCCUACAGAGCGUCCUGAACGAGUGAAGACCUUUGUCAGCUUAGACACCAAUAAGGAGAUGAGGCAUAUCCAGGAGCGCUAUGAGAAAAUGAAGGUCACCUUGUCCUUGACCUCCACUGUGAGUGCUACACAGCGGGACGUCGUCAAGCUAAUGCAGAACUGUGCUCAGGAGUAUGAGCGACAGCAGGACUCCAAGAACGCCAGCAAAGACUGCGCUGACUACGCAGUAUUCUCGGAGAGGGAAGAAUCUUCAAAGCGGGCACAGCUGCUUGAAUCCAUUAAGUCCAAGUCAUAUGGACUCCUUACAGAGGCAUCUAAGUCCCGUCGCCAUCGUCAGGUGGAGGGUGAGGUGACGAGCUCUGUGCCUGAUCCGUACGCUGAGUAUUAUGCCAGUGGCAAAAAACGCACAAUCUCAUUGAAGGCAAGGACCUGCAGAGCCCUCGGAGAAGAGGGGAAGCGUGACCCAACGCACCACUGGCUCUUGAGCGCGGCAGAGAAUGACAAGGCGGCACUGAAACGAAAGACACAAAAGGGCAGAUUCAAGUGGUGAAUCGUCUGGAACGUCAGAAAAAAACAAAAACUUUAUUUUUGAAAAGAUUUGUAUUUUUUAAAAGGUUAUUACAUAUUCUGUUGGAUAUUUUGAACACCAUCUGUAUUUGUAUAGUUGAAGUAGUCUGUUUGUUUGUUUACCUCUAUAAUUGUAUUUAGGUUUUAUUAAUAAAAGUUACUUUAUGCUGCACACUCUAAAUUCUGUUUUAUAUGGUUUGGUUAAUUGUUUUUCCUCUAGCUGAGAUGGUGGGAAAAGUC